Musa acuminata AAA Group (dessert banana) is the source of this 1975-nucleotide messenger RNA. RefSeq names its product galactan beta-1,4-galactosyltransferase GALS2. Gene Ontology annotation, molecular function: glycosyltransferase activity. Lineage: Eukaryota; Viridiplantae; Streptophyta; Magnoliopsida; Zingiberales; Musaceae. The transcript is spliced from 2 exons. The record is from RefSeq and is a predicted model, not a curated record. Gene Ontology annotation, cellular component: cytoplasm. Bases 171 to 1652 code for a protein of 493 amino acids.
GUGUCUUUUGUCUUUGUUCCUCUUAAAAGCAAAGCAUCUAUCACACCUUCCCUUCAUCAUAUGCCGUCUCCUCUUCCUUCUCGGCAGCUUCACCUGCCUGCUUGCUUCUUCCUCGUCCACCUCCUCCUCCUCCCUUGAUUCUGGUGCCAGCCGAGUUUGCUGGUCUCAGAAUGGCCAAGGAAAAGCCCAAGGAGGAGAAGAGUUCCUUCGAUGCUGUCCCAUGGAGUUGUACUGACAUGAAGCUUCUCCUUAUCUCACUCUUUUCCCUCUGCUCUUUGGCCACCAUGUUCCAGUUCUUCCCUUCGACGUCAGGCUUCUCCACCACCGCCAUCACCUCCUGCUUUUCUAAGCUCGCGUCAGUCUCGUCCAACAUCUCCUCUUCCCCUCCCGAAGUCCAUCCACUCAGAGAAGAGCAGCUCGGCUCUGAUUCUGUGGUGAGGAGAGCCUUCAACCCUGUCGGCUCCGCCGCGUACCUCUUCGUACAGAUGGGAGCCUACCGCGGCGGCUCCAACAACUUCGCCAUCGUCGGGCUCGCCUCGAAGCCUCUCCACGUCUUCGCCAAGCCUCAGUUCUGGUGCGAGUGGCAGCCGCACGGCGGCGCAGGUGGCGACUCCAAUUCGACCUUUGCCUCCGGGUACAGGAUUCUUCCCGACUGGGGCUACGGCCGCGUCUACACUGUCGUCGUAGUCAACUGCACGUUCCCGGUCGACGUCGGCCUUGACGGCUCCGGUGGACAGCUCGUGGUCCACGCGACCACGGGCGGCGGCGGCGACCGGGCGGUGCAGACGGAGGAGCGGUUCGUGGCCGUAGAGGAGGCGCCUGGGAGCGUCAACGCGUCCGCGUUCUCGGCGCCGCCCAAGUUUGACUACCUCUACUGCGGUUCUUCUCUGUACGGCGACCUCAGCCCGCAGAGGAUCCGGGAAUGGAUGGCCUACCACGCGAGGCUCUUCGGCGAGAGGUCCCACUUCGUCUUCCACGACGCCGGCGGCGUCCACCCGGGUGUGAUGGAGGUGCUGCGGCCGUGGGUGGAGAAGGGGAUAGUGACGGUGCAGGACAUCAGGGAGCAGGAGAGGUUCGACGGCUACUACCACAACCAGUUCCUGGUGGUGAACGACUGCUUGCACAGGUACAAGUUCAUGGCCAAGUGGAUCUUCUUCUUCGACGUCGACGAGUUCAUCUACUUAGCCCCGAAAACCAACAUCGACUCCUUGCUCGCCUCCCUCUCACCCUACACGCAGUUCACCAUCGAACAGAUGCCCAUGUCCGGGAAGCUCUGCCGAUCAAUCGACCACGGCAAGACCACAAGAAUGUGGGGCAUCGAGAAGCUGGUUUACAGGGACGUGAAGAGAGGCGUAAGGAGGGACCGCAAGUACGCGAUCCAGCCGCGGAGCGCCUUCGCAACGGGAGUGCAUAUGUCGCAGAACGUGGCCGGGCGGAGCCUCCACAAGACGGACGGCAGGAUCAAGUACUACCACUACCACGGCACCAUCGCCGCUCGCCGUGACCCCUGCGAGGAGUUCGUCAACGCCACCGCGGUCACCUACGACGGGACUCCCUACGUUCUCGACGAGACCCUCCGCCGCGUCGCCGGCGCGGUGAGGAGGUUCGAGCACAAGAUGAUCGGCUCGAGGCUGGCGCGCACCAGACAGUAAUUCCGCCCACAGUUCACGCUCAGAUCACCAUUUUUUUUUCCGAUUCUUUUCUUCCUCCUCAAUAAGCGCACACGCACCAUUUUCGAGGGCAAUAAACGCAGCACACAGAUUUAGCAGAGUUCAUGCGUUCGUAUGUAGAAUGACAGCAUUCCUGAUAGCAGAAAAUUGUUAGCUAAACUGAUCUAGAAUUCAUGUGUUCUUCCUUUUGUGUCUGCAAUUGCUGCACGAUACGGGAGUGUUGGUGAUGGUCUCAAUAGGGAACACUGAUAUAGAAUUCCAAGUACAUUCUAUUGCUACAAAUCUGCACAUGUUGGGUGGCCCAA